This is a messenger RNA of Chara braunii, 1752 nucleotides long. The record is from the annotation of a GenBank genome assembly. NCBI's taxonomy places the organism in Eukaryota, Viridiplantae, Streptophyta, Charophyceae, Charales, Characeae.
UGCCGCGGAUAACAUAACCACCAGUGUGUCCAGGCUGCGUGUGGGGAGCGACGUGGAUGCGGACGACAGUCGUCGGGCGAGUGGGGACGAGUCUCCGGAUUUCCGUUACGAAGACGACGCGGAAGACGGUGAGGGGCUGGAGAUCCGACCCGUGGUUGCGUGUGGUGGGCGGAGGGGAGGACGCGAACGUCAGCAGAGGGGCGAGUCGUGUGGGCCUAGGAUCGAAGGCUCCUGUGGACGACAAGGGUGGCAAGCACCCAGCUUGGAGUGUGGAGGAGAUGUUGAAGCUCACUCGAGCGAAGCGGGAUCAGCAAGCUCAUUUCGAGGGAAUGUCGCACAACUACGGCCGCAUGCGCAACAAGGAGUGGAAGCUGCUGGACCUACAGAAGCGGCUGGCGGAGGUCGGAGUGAACAGGGCAACGGAUGACAUCAGGAAGAAGUGGGAUAACGUCUUCCAGCAGUACAAGAAGGUGCAGUGUUACCAGAACAUGUUCGGUGGGAAAAACUUCUUCACAUUAACUCCUGCAACGAGAGCGGACGAGGGCUUCAACUUCCGAGUGGAUGAGCGAGUCUUUAAUGAGAUCGACAACAUGUCAAAAAAUAACAAGACCAUCUACCUGGACAACGUGGUAGACACGAGCGCCCGCGGAGGAGUGCCGCCAGCAAUGGAUGGUCACCGCCAGGCGGCCAUUGGUGGAGAGUCCUCUGCUGGUGGAGAGGGGGGUGAUGACAUCGACGAAGAUGUGGGUUCAGCGCGGGAGUCGGGGUUCAGUGCAUGGAGCACGGACACUCCAGCGAAGAGGAAGAACAUGCGGCAGCAGACCUUCGACGCCAUCGCCGAAGUCAUGGACAAACACGGUGCAUUGAUGGCGGACACGAUAGAGGGUGCGAGCAAACGGCAGUGUAGUAUCCUGGAGCGGUAGCAGCGUAUGCUUGCGGUCACCAACCUUGGCGUCCUCACGUCCACUCGCGUUGGCGGUGGCGGAACGGUUCGUGCGCAAGGAGUUCUGUCCGGUGACAUUCCGCCGCAGAGGACCGUGGGUUCUACAUCUACCAUCACAUCCGUGUCCGAGCGCGGUGAUAAAGCUCCGGUCGGUGAGUCUCCAUCGCGCCACGUGGAGGCGUCGAACCCAACGAUCGUCGGCGCUUCACCGAGGGUUGUGCUUCAAUCCGCGCAAGCAGCGAGCGCCGUUGGCCAUGCCGUCGCCCUCGGUAGUGGAGAAAGGCGAGAAGAUCGGAGGGUGGAAGAGGCGGGGAGAAAACAAGAGAGGGAGGGAGGAGAGUCCGCGUGGGGAAGAAGAGGACGACCAGCCUCUGAGCGCGAGGAAGAAAAGGUCCCGCUAAGAGCAACAGUUGGAGGCGAAAUCGAAGCUGUGGGUAGACGUCAAAGCGUUCUGGGCAACCGGCCUCGGACGGAUGAUCGCGGACGCAGUGCAUUCCUGCGCGGACUACUUCUGCGCGAUCGUCAAUGGAGAUGCAGGCGCCAGCGCUCCGCAAGGCCUCAUGAUGGCACCCCCCGAAGUCCCGUGCGUGCGGAUCGAAGAUGGCGUGCAACGAGAGCCAGCUCUCAGACGGGCGAGACGAACGGAGAACGUGGCAAUGUGCGUCAUCCACGGGUGGAUAUUCAGGUCGUCUUCAAGGUCCGAUGGUUCGCCCGCGCGGAGUCCUAGUGCCGCCCGCCGUAGUUUACCACACGGUCGCUUUGAAGAUGGACAUCCCAGUGUGGUUCGUCGGGGCGUAUAUCGAGAACAG